Messenger RNA from Staurois parvus, 1026 nucleotides. The record is from the annotation of a GenBank genome assembly. Lineage: Eukaryota; Metazoa; Chordata; Amphibia; Anura; Ranidae.
AUGUCCGACAACGAGGAAGACGUGUUGGAGGAGGAAGAGCAGGAUACUCAGGAUCCUGUAGAGGAGGCUGCUGAGGAUGCCGAAGCUGGAGAAGAGGAGGACAAGGAAGAAGAAGAGAAGGAAGAAGAAGAGGAGGAGGAGCCAGAGAAAGAGGAGCCACCACCCCACAUGCCGCUCACUGAAGAAAUGCUGAAGGAAGGACUGUCCCUUCUAUGUAAGACAGGAAAUGGUCUUGCUCAUGCAUUCGUCAAGCUGGAAGUUAAAGAUAAAGAGAUCACAGACAUCUCCAUCCUGCAAUCGUUUAUACAUUUGCGCUAUGUGGAUCUCUCCCAGAAUGCUCUGCAGGAUCUCUCGUCUCUGAGCGCUCUCACCCAUCUCCUGAGCCUACGUGUAGACCAGAACAAGCUGGUUAGUGCCAACGGCCUGGGAGAACUACCCUACUUACAAAUAGCCAGCCUGGCGUCCAACAACCUACAGACCCUCCAGGGGCUUUCCCACCCGCGACUGGAGUCCCUCAACCUUAUGGGGAAUAAACUACGUACAUUGGAGAGUCUCAACUGCAUUAAACUAUACAGUCUGCACACUCUGGAAUUACGAGCCAAUCAGCUGCAGAGCACAACCGGACUUUACCUUCCAAACCUGCGGAACCUAUACCUGGCACAGAAUAAUAUAAAGUCAUUGGAAGGAUUGGAGCACCUUGUCAGUCUCACCAGCCUUCAUCUGAGAGACAACCAGCUGGCGACCCUGGACGGCUUCUCAGAGAAAAUGCAAGCUCUUCAGUACCUGAACCUCCGAGGUAAUCUGGUGCCCAAGUUACAAGAAGUAGAGAAGCUAAAAGUUCUCCCCAUGCUGCGAGCGCUGGUUCUGAGGGAGAACCCAGUUGAGGAGGAGGAUGGUUACCGUCUGGAAACUCUCAUUGCUUUGCCGAACCUGGAGAGGCUUGAUAAAGAUUUCUUCGAGGAGGAAGAACGAACAGAAGCUGCAGAGACCAGGCAGAGCCGGCUGGAGGACGGACUAAAUAUAUAA